Molecule: messenger RNA, 2013 nt
Organism: Spodoptera frugiperda (fall armyworm)
Lineage: Eukaryota; Metazoa; Arthropoda; Insecta; Lepidoptera; Noctuidae
Product: stabilizer of axonemal microtubules 1
Exons: 13
Coding region: 173-1735 (520 amino acids)
Biological process (GO): microtubule anchoring
Cellular component (GO): axonemal microtubule; ciliary basal body; cytoskeleton
Molecular function (GO): microtubule binding
Source: RefSeq, a predicted model, not a curated record
AACAAACAAACAAAAGCUAACUUUCCAAAACUGUCAUUUUUCUAUGAUCUAUCUAUUUUUUAGACUGAAAUGUCUUUAUAAAUUAUUUUCAGUUAAUUCCCAUUAGAUUUUAGUUUUUUAUUUAAGAUUUUUUUUAUACAGUGGACUUAGGGAUAAGGAUUAAAACUAAAGUAUGCCUGAGUGCUGCAUACCCUGUCCGGCAGCGGCGCCAUGCGCCAUGUCGGCGGGUAUCAAGUCGGGGCUGCGGGAUGGGAAGCCCAUCGACGGGAAGCAGGAACAUCCCUGCCCCUGUCGAACUUGCUGCUGCGGGAAACCACCUAUUGUGAAACCGUGCUACAAGCAGCCUCGCAUCCCAGACUCGUACGCGCCGCGUCGCUGCUACAUGCGGCCCACGGCCCCGGUGGAGUCGUGCACCACGUACAAGCUGUCCUACCUGCCGGUGGACGGGUGCCGCAACCUGCGCGGGGAGGCACGGAAACCACCUCCCAACCUCGUGCCCAGCUGCGAACCUAUGGAAGGAUGUACUGUGCAGAAGCUAUCAUACCUCCCGAAUCCGACGUGUAUAACGCAGCCGAUCCGGCCGUGUAACCACGACAUGUGGGGUCAGGGUCCGAUGCAGAACAUCACCACGCAGCGACACGACUACGUACCGAAGCCCUGCGUGCUACGGGAGAGUUUCAAACCUGCUCCCAAGUUCCACUGCGUCGAACAGCCCUUUGAGAAUCGCACUAUAAAUAAGCUGUCGUAUUUACCACCGGAAAAGAUCGAGCUGACGAAGUCUUUCGCCCCGGAGAGGUGUUACGAGCGACCAGCCGCCAAGAUGGAAGGUACCACUACACAGAAGAUGAGCUACAUGCCCAAUCAGAUUCUCCCAAAAGAACCGUUACCAUGGGCUUGCAAGGGACAAUAUCAGAAGCCGUGCCAAAAGUUGGACAGUAAUACAACCUACGGUAUGAGUUACUUGGACGCAGCGAGCGACUGCCGGCGACGUGCCAUCAUCCCUGAUAGCUGCAACAACCCCGUCACCUCGUCCAAGAGAUUUGAAACUCAGACCAUUUAUAAGAACAGCUACCUCCCAACCAAGUGUCCCAUACCGCAGCCCAUAAAACCGCUGUCGAACCUGGUGCCCUCCACUGCACAGAUGGAAGGUGAUACUGUACAGAAGCUUUCGUACCUCCCGAACCCGACGUGCAUAACGCAGCCGAUCCGGCCGUGCCACCACGACAUGUGGGGUCAGGGCCCGAUGCAGAACAUCACCACGCAGCGACACGACUACGUACCGAAGCCCUGCGCCAUCAGGGAAUCCUGCAAGCCAGACCAUAAGUUCCACUGCAUUGAACAACCGUUUGAGAAUCGAACUGUGAACCGCAUGUCAUUCCUGGACCCCGGCCGGUGCGCGAUACCCACGUCGUAUGCUCCGUUGAAAUGCUACGAGAAACCAGCAGCUAAAAUGGAGUCGACGACUACACAGAAGAUGUCGUACCAGCCGGUGUGCGUGCCGAAGCCGCAGAUGCCGCCGUGGGCGUGCAAGGGACAGUACCAGAAACCAUGCCAGAAGUUGGAAGGCACAACUAUCUACCGGUCAUCGUUCCUGCCGCCCGGCGAGGACUGCACGGAGUACAUGGAUCCCUGCAAGUAUGGGGACUGCAAACCAUGCGACUGCAUAUGCCCCGCGGAGUGUAUAACAACAGAUCCGUGCGCGUGCAACUUCCCCAAAGCCGCGUGCUGCUCGUGAACUAAACGCAAAACGCAAACAUGGCGGAAUAUGUUCCAAAUUCAAAGUAUAUCCAAAAUGGCGACCAUUCGACGGUUACUUGAAUCAAACUCGUGGCGUUGAGAAUGGUACUUGAAGUACAAAGAAAUCAUGAAGUUAUUUUAUUAUAAUUAUACAUUAAUCUAUCAUAGUUUUAUGGAUAAUUUUGAUUAUAUAAUUAGUAGUAAAUUUACGAUUAAAUUAUAUUUUGAUUAAAUUAUAUUUCGUAAUGUUAUUGAAUAAAGAAAUAGAUUUUUCUA